Molecule: messenger RNA, 2784 nt
Organism: Quercus lobata
Lineage: Eukaryota; Viridiplantae; Streptophyta; Magnoliopsida; Fagales; Fagaceae
Exons: 7
Coding region: 410-2374 (654 amino acids)
Molecular function (GO): catalytic activity
Source: RefSeq, a predicted model, not a curated record
GAGAGAGAGAGAGAGAGAGAGAGAGAAAAGGAAGCGAAUUCAAAUACCUUCCCAACAGCAACAAAGCAAAGGGCCUUUGAAAUUUUUUUGAUUUCAAAGCUCCUCUCCUCUCGGCUCUCUCGCUCUCUCAAACCCUAGCCUCUCCAUGAAGCUUUGAGUGAGAGAUUACUAUUUUACCCCCCUACCGGAAAUAUCACAGAAAUGCCCGAGGAGCCUCCUCCGCCACCAUCUCCGGUGGUUUCAUCAUCAUCAACUCCCACAUAAAAACCCUCACGCGGAGAGAGAGACAGAGAGAUAUAGAGCGAGAAACUCGUGCAUUGAAUUUGAAAAAAACUAACAAAAUUCAAUCCAAUAACGUACAUUCAUUGAUUGAUCGAGAACCGUUGGAUUGAUUGGUUGAUUGGAAAAUAUGGCGAAGGGAGGCCCUGUCGGAGAGAGAUUAAGGAGGAUCGCGCGGACGUUGUUUUUCAUGGUGGCGAUGGUGGUGUCGCUGCUUGUGUCGUCGCUGCCUUUGCUCGUCGCCAUUGGCGAUGUGCUCGUGCCGUUCGUACUCAUCUCCAGCUUCACCUGCAUCGGAUGCUACGGUCUCAAAGAGCAUUUGCAACGAUACGCUUUCAAAAGCUCCUUGACCGAUAUUCCUCUCGUCUCCGUUGUUAGAUCUCUCAUCAUUAUCUGUGUUUAUUCAAUGUGUGAUGCCCCUGCUCUCUCACACGGUCCAUACCUUGGAACUGUGACCUUGUGUUCAUUUCUCUCAAUUCUUCUUCUUUCAGUUAAGGCUUGUGUUUUCACUGUAAAUUCUCAAAUUGAGGCUGAAGCUUCAUAUUCCCUCUCAAGGCAGAAGCUCCAUUUGAAGAAGUCAUGGGGAAUGCCUGUCUUGUUUCUCUCAUCUGUAGUCUUUGCUCUAGGCCAUACUGUUGUUGCAUAUAGAACGAGCUGCAGAGCACGGAGAAAGCUCUUGUUUCACCGAGUUGAUGCAGAUACUGUCCUUUCAUGCAAAAGUGUUUUGUCUGGCUUCCAGAAGGUCCCACGAUCUCCCACUCCUUGUGGAGGAAAAACCCCAAAAAGUGACAGUGAAAUGAGGCGAAAGCCUUUAGGGUCACCUCGUGCUGAAGGGGAACUCCACGUCAGUUUACUUGCCGACAUUGACAGUUUAUUCAUAACAUGUCGAGGGCUUACUCUCCAUUACAAGCUCAGCUUUCCUGGUUCUUCACCUCGUUCAUUGUCCUCCACUGUCUUUCUUGAACCCAGUCCUAGUUGCAGCUCCCCAAAAAAGGCUGUGGGAAGGCCAAAAUUUGAGAGGCAUGCGUUAAGUGUGUUGUCAAAAAACCAAUAUCAAAUGCACCGGAGCUAUAGCAAUCAAUUUCACAGCUCUUCACUAUAUGCUCCGUUAUUGGAUGGUUCCACAACUCCUCCUGUUCUUCCUGAAGAAAUCCCUGUCUUGAGCUUAGAUGAUGCUGGUGAGCAGGGUGAAGUUGGUAAAUUGAACUCUGGGACUUUAGAGAGGGACUUGGAGGCAAAUUGCUUGUUCGGUGUUGUUCUGGUGCAUGGAUUUGGGGGUGGAGUCUUUUCAUGGAGGCAUGUGAUGGGGGUGCUAGCUCGGCAAGUGGGUUGUACUGUUGCUGCUUUUGAUCGUCCUGGUUGGGGAUUAACUUCAAGAAUGCGUCGGGAAGAUUGGGAGGAAAAAGAAUUGCCUAAUCCUUAUAAACUUGAUACUCAGGUAGACUUGCUUCUUUCUUUCUGCUCAGAUAUGGGGUUUACUUCGGUAAUUCUUGUUGGUCAUGAUGAUGGAGGCCUACUUGCUUUAAGGGCUGCACAAAGGGUUCAAACAUCAAUGAAUUCUUACAACUUUGCAAUUCGAGGAGUAGUAUUGCUAAGUGUUAGUUUGUCAAGAGAAGUGGUUCCAGCCUUUGCAAGGAUUCUUCUGCAUACUUCACUUGGGAAAAAGCACUUGGUUCGUCCUCUACUGCGAACAGAAAUCACUCAAGUGAUAAAUCGCCGUGCAUGGUAUGACGCUUCCAAGCUAACAACAGAGACUCUAAGGCUUUAUAAGGCGCCCCUAUAUGUAGAAGGUUGGGAUGAAGCACUCCAUGAGAUAGGUAGAUUGUCAUCUGAGAUGGUCCUUUCCCCACAAAAUGCAGAAUCAUUAGUAAAAGCAGUUGAAGACAUGCCGAUGUUGAUUAUUACCGGAGCUGAAGAUGCCCUUGUUUCUCUUAACUCUUCUCAAGCCAUGUCUUCAAAAUUUGUAAAUUCUAGAAUAGUUGCUAUAUCUGGAUGUGGCCAUCUUCCACAUGAGGAGUGCCCCAAGGCAUUACUUGCAGCUAUAUUACCCUUCAUAAGCAGACAUUUAUUUAAUCCAGAGUUGCAAAACCAAUAGGGGGAUUCAUUUGUUUAACUUAUAAAUAGGGUAGGGGAGUUUCCUUUUGUUUUGCUUUACCCCUUUUUUUUUUGUCUCUCUCUCUCUAAUCGUUUUCUUUUCUUUCAAUCAAUUUACUCAAUAGAAAGAGACAAAUGCCAUCUCUUUCUUUUGGGCAUUUUUGAUUUGCUAGUUUGGAGCCUUGCACUAAUCCUUAUUCUCCAGGGUUGUAAAGCUCUCUCACUUGUGUUUUUCAUUUUUUUUUUUUUUUUUUUUUUUUUUUUUUUCUUUUCCAGGUUUUCAUUUCAAAAAUACUUGCUAAAAGAGAUAGUUAUUUUCUACUAAAGGAGUGGAAAAUAGCAUAUAUUUGUACAUGUAUCAACUAUCAAAUGGGAACUCAUGCAAUUGGGCAUGGUUUUUGUCCCAAAAAA